This is a messenger RNA of Triticum aestivum (bread wheat), 1749 nucleotides long. Its product is annotated as reticulocalbin-2. The coding region runs from base 98 to 1234 and encodes 378 amino acids. Gene Ontology annotation, cellular component: endoplasmic reticulum. The record is from RefSeq and is a predicted model, not a curated record. Gene Ontology annotation, molecular function: calcium ion binding. Lineage: Eukaryota; Viridiplantae; Streptophyta; Magnoliopsida; Poales; Poaceae. The transcript is spliced from 7 exons.
CCCGAGACAAGUUUGACAGUCGCCACUUCUCAAAGUGAAGAAAGAAACAUCGAGAAAAGAAAGCGAGAGAACCGCUCCGAGUCGUGACUCGUCGGCCAUGGCGCAGCCGUCGGCGGCGGCGAGGAAGCCCUCGGCAGCGCCAACCGUCGUCCUGACACUUGUCCUGGCCCUCGCCUCCGCGGGCCUCCUCUUCCUCCUAGUCCACCUCUCCCCUUCGUCGCCAUCCGCGCACCCGCACCCCCACCGCCGCCUCCGCCUGCGCGGUGCCCACCUCAGGCACGGAGGCGCCAUCCCGCACCAGAUCCCGUUCGACCCCGUCAUCGCGGACCUCGAGCGCCUCCUGGACGACCGCGAGUGGGAGCGCCUGGCUGCCGCGGGGCUGCACGCGCCGGGCAUGGAGUCUGCCCCCGUGCCAGAGGACCUUGCCGACUACGAGGACGAGUACAUCAAUGACGCCGCGCGGUUCAACAUGACGCUGCGCGUGGCGGCGCUCUUCCCCAAGAUCGACGUGGACCCCGCCGACGAUGCCGUGACGGGCGCCGAGCUGGCUGCGUGGAAUCUCGCGUCCGCGCGGCGGGAGGUGCUGCACCGCACCGCCCGGGAGCUCGACCUGCACGACCGCGACCACGACGGCCGCGUCGCCUUCUCCGAGUACGAGAGGCCCAGCUGGGCUUGGCGGUUCGACGAUAAUAACUCAACCAGUGAUGGGAUGGGAUGGUGGAAGGAGGGGCACUUCAAUGCUGCGGAUAUGGACGGUGACGGCUUUCUAAAUCUGAUGGAGUUUAACGACUUCUUACAUCCAGCUGAUACUACCAACCCAAAGCUAAUACAUUGGUUGUGCAAAGAAGAAGUCAGGGAAAGAGACAAAGAUAAUGACAGGAAGCUCAAUUUCCAAGAGUUUUAUAGUGGUUUGUUUUACUCAGUUCGACAUUACGAUGAUGAAACUUCAACAGAUGACUCCAAUGGCUCUAAUGCACCGGCUAGAAAAUCGUUUUCACAGCUUGAUCUGGAUAAUGAUGGGCUUUUGUCAGCAGACGAGCUAAAACCUAUCAUCGGAAAACUCCAUCCAGCAGAAAACUUCUAUGCCAAGCAACAAGCUGACUAUGUGAUAUCACAGGCUGACACAAACAAAGAUGGACAGCUGAGUUUGAAUGAGAUGAUUGAGAACCCCUAUGUAUUUUACAGUGCUUUAUUCACAGAAGAUGAUUAUGGAUCUCAUGACGAGCUCCGGUAGUUCCUUCAAGUAGGUGGUAUUCAGGACCUUUGAACGCUUGGUUAGACAUUGCUGCGGAUAUAUAUCUUCAAUGAUCUGUUGGCCCCAUCUACUGCCUUGCCAAGCACAUUUCACGGUAUAUCAGUUGAAGUACAUUAUCAGUUCUUAUUCAUUGCUUUUGCACCGAAGUAUUCGAGUGCUUGCUAUUUUCUAAUCCAUGAUUUCCUUCUUUACCAGGCGAUUUCCAUGUAUAACACAAGCGUGCAUUUCCACACGCCUGUUUUAGCAACAGACCAUUCAUUUGUUACAUUAAGAUGCUUGAAUUAGUUUCAUGUUUUGCAUGGCAAGUUAGCAUUGGUUCUUCCAUAUAUAGUUUUUGGUGUGCAAAAGUAGGUUGUUGUUCCAGGAUCACACACUUGUAAACUAUGAAACCAGGAAGGUGCAGCUGUAGGGCUUGUAUGUAUGUAUGUAACUGGCAUUCCUGAACCCUAUCUGUAAACAUUGUGAAGUUAUGUUCUAUGAAAAUGAUUCUAUUC